AUGCUGGUUGAUAGGCCAGGACCCAGUUCAACCACCUCGAACCACCAUCACCAUCAUCACAACCACCACCACCAACAGCAGCAGCAGCAGCACUCUCCACGAGCCAUCUCCUCACCGACGGGCCAGCUCCGCUGCAACGCCCCCGCCGCGUCCAGCCCCCUCACCUCACCACCCUCUAAACCCCCCUCCACCACCUCCUCUUCGGUCCGUCGACAAACCGGCGUGCAGGGUUCCGCACUCAAGCUAAUCUUCACCCCACCCGCGAAGUACUCGGAAGCCCAAAUCAAGCGGACCCUGUGCCACGAGCUGCACAAAUUCGGGAAGACGUUCUGCGUCAACCUACUGCCCUCCACGGCCGGGGCAAAUCGCCAGACACGCACCGCUCUAGUUGUCUUUCGGCGACCUGACGACGAGGAGAAAGCCUUCUUGGCCUACCGCAACGGCCCCAAAUCGCUGUUCGGCGCAUCCGUUGAUGUGGAACUGUGUUCCAGCGCCGGUGAGUGUCUGUCGCCCUGUCUACGCAUUGCUCAUUGGUUGCGAACCCUCGCCUUUAUACCCCUUUUUUCCUCUCGUGGUUACAAAGAGUCGGCUUUGUGUUUCAUUACCCCGUCUCUGCAUUUAUACUCCCUCACGGGUGAGAAAAUCUGCAUUUCAGACCCGGAUGCUAUUGGUUUGAGUCUUCCGAAUGCUCGCAUUCGAUCAGCGCUGCCGUUGUCGACUUCCUCGCCUGUCUCGCUACAUUCCUCUCUCCCACCAUCCGAUUCAAGUGUCCACCGGUCUCAAGGUCUGAGUCCUGCUGCUUGUGGGGGAAGUGUGCUUCCUAGCCGAACCCUCAUUGUCCACGGACUCACUGUUGGCCCGAGCGGACCCGUCUCCGACUACCAGCUGACCACCGCCUUCCGGCGGUUCGGUGAAAUCCUGCAUGCGCAGAUGAAACCGUCCAGUAACUCGGCGACCAUCGAAUUCGUGGAGUUCCGUGGUGCUUCUCGAGCCAUGACGACACACUUGAGGGACCCUCUGCGACUUGGUGGACGCCCACUAAAGCUCUUCUACACUCCCAGUCGACCUAGCACUUGUUUGUGGCUCGCUGACCUCCCUCCAGCACUGGCAAGCCUUCCGGAAGCAGAGCUUCUAGCCACGUUCUCGCGGAUCGCUCCCGUCGAACAGGUAGCUUUCCUUGUCUACUCCAUUGCCUGUCCUGCGUCCACAACACAAAGCACUUUUUUUUAUUAUCAAACUCUUCUCUUAACUAGCUGUCUUAGUGCCGUCACACUCAAAGCAUUGAUUUUCGGCUCGAUGUCACUGACCUGUUGUUCCCUGUCUCAGAUGAGCCUGAUCAAUCGAUCGACAGACGCCUCGCCGCUCUCCACCGUCCACACGAGUGCGUUUUUGCGGCUGCAGACACCGGAGGCUGCCGCGCAGCUCCUCGCUUACCUCCGAUCCUCUGAAUCACCGCUCCUCUCCGCCUCCAACGCCACCAACCACAACCGCCUGCCUGAAUCCACUGCCGGUAGCGCACCCUCAAAACCCCCCGUUUCCCUCUGUUCUGCCGACUUUGCCAGUCCCAAGUAUGUGGAGAAAUUCGCCAAUUCCACUGCCAGAUGCUCAGAAUACCUGAAUUCAGCACAGGCCAGAUCAAGACCGUUGGUGCCUGCCUCACAGCCACCUCCGCCAACUUUUGAAAUGGUGAACGGCAAGCCGCGUGUCGACUCCCCGCGCCUCGGUUGUGUCGAUCACGAUCGCAACCACGGGCGCCACAACUCAAGCGGCGAGGACAACUCCUGCACCGGUUCCUCGGUUUCUACGUCAUCCAGCUCCUUCUCUCCCUCGAAGCGACUUAAUCUCCCAGCUGAGAACAGCGGAUCGGGAUUUUCGCGACUUCAUAAGAACUCACUGCAUGCCACCGGAGGUGAGGGUCACACUCCAGCAACGCCGGCAGCGACUUUUCCCUCCCAGCGGCGAAUCGUCGAGGCUUCGCUCUUUCUUCCACAGAAGCGGAUAAAUGAUUCGCAGAAGCGGGAUCCUGGGUUGUUCUCCACGAGCACUGUUCACCGUGGCAACUAUUCCUCGCACACUCAACAAAAGCUCCGAGAUGAUCAGGAACUGUUGUCCAGACUGUCGCCAAACGAUCCUGUUAUCUGUGAAUCCAUGUACGACAAGAUAAAACGGCGUACAGAAGGUGAAAAGGAACGUCGAAAACGACCCCCCAUUGAGGAUUCACUUAAUGGUGAGAUUUCGUUAAAGAGGAAGAAAAAACGGAAGCGGGAGUACAAUGAGGAUGGUGUGUUGGAUGAGGACGAGACGCUAGUUCUGGAUCGGCAUCGAAAGAUCAACAGCGAAAAGCACAGGAGGAAGCACUCCGAUCCCCUCGCAGACUCCAGACACCAUCGUCGCAAUCGCCAUGGUGGUUCGUCAUCAUCUUCCUCCAAAGUUACCAUCGAAAACCAGCGCCCGAAGCAUCAAGCGUCUCUGGCGCCGUCGAAGUCCAUUUCAAACACCAUUACACGACUCAGUCUUGGAAUGAGUGUUCCAGUGGCAGCAAGCUACCACACCAUCUCCAAGACUAGUAGCCAUGUUCAGCGACCCAACUCCCGAUUACUGUCUAGCUCCAGUAAUUCGGUAUCUGCUGCUACCAGUUCCGAAGAGGAUGACACGCUUAAACGAAGUUUCGAACGGCGUUCCCCAACAAGAUUAACCGCCAUGUCUUCUCCCCGACAAGGUGUGAAAAAGGCUUUCGGUAAUCCGGCGGUGAAUAGAUCCUUGUCCCUCAAUGACGUUGACAGUGAGUCAAGUAGUUCGGUUUACUCGUCUGCUGCGUCAAAGCGUCGGAAAAACAGUCGGGAAGGUGUAAAAGCCUCCACAACCACGACAAGGAAGACCGCCUGGUCGGGGAAACAGCAGUGCACUUCGGAGUCCCCACUUGGUCUUGGGGUUCCCUUCCGAGCAGGACGAGCGUGGUCUUCGAGUCUCUCGUCCGACGAAGAAAACGACCGAUGGAAUGAGUCGCGGUACUCCAAGUGGUCAUCAAACGGCAGCGGCGCGAAGGCGAAUCCGGUGGUGAGUAGCGAUAAGCGCAGGAAACAACGAGUCGCCAAACCGAAGCACACAGGACGAAAGAUACGUUCUCUGAGUGAUAGCAGCAGCAGCAGUAGCAGUGGUGGCGAGUGUGAUUUUGAUCGCGCCAGCGCAUCGAGUUCUGUUUCGGGCAGUGUGUUGGGCGCUAAUGCUGUCGGUAGCGGCGGAAGCCGUCCAGUUAAAUCAGUGUCUCCUUGGCGUGGCUCUGAAGCGCAAGCGCCGUUCUCUGAUCCGGAUGACGGUGACAGUUUGGAUGACUUUGAGCGCUUCUCCGCCAACUCUCCCUCCACCCCGUCGACUGAGGCCAUGGAGAGCUGCCCAGAGGCUGAUGAUGACGAGGGCGACCGUCUCGUAUCCGACUGGCCUUCUUGCAUGUCCAGCAAUAACUCGCCUUUUCUUUCAGAACCUGAGUCGGAUCCUGGACACUCCUCUCUGCACCACGGCAGUGAUGGCAGACCUGAGAGGAAGUCGCUAGAUGAGAACUUUUCGCGCAACUUCGAGGACGUGACUAUGCUCAACUGUUCGAAGGAUGAGUCACUAAAUCUAAGCGGAGGUGAUGCGAUCGGUGAGAUCAGGAUGGAUGAUCAACCCUCACCCAAGCUAAACGAAAGCAGUGAUAAAUCAACAUCCAAGUCCACAGUGAUUGAGGAAGAAGGGGUUUAUACUAAAUCGGAACCACUAAAACUUGAGACAAGCCCAAUCAUUUCGGCGAAAGCGGCAUCGACGACUCCACUGAAGAUCGAACCUGGCUCACUGCCUCCGCCUCCGGUGCCCCUGAUGUCGCCGUCUGUCCACCAAGUCCUCUCGCCGUAUUCUUCCUCCUCACCCACACAGUCGUUGUGCUCCGCUUGUUCGCGGACGAGCCCUUCUCCCGUCACGACCUCGGCGCUGAUCUUAACUUCCUCGUGGGCAUGUUCCAACACGUCGCCAGAGACUACUGCCUGCGUGAAGACCACUGCGUCUCUGCCGCAAGACACUGCUCCAAAGAUCAAGCCCUCGCCGAUAACCGACAAACCAGCUGCUCUUUCCGAGAAUCGCGAUCUGGAGCGCUACGUCCAGAGUGUGAUUGAGCGCGUCAAGGCGGAAACCGUGGAUGACUCACAGCAGCAGCAGCCACAACAACAGCAUCGCCCUGUUCAAUCCGCGGUUGGGCACGUCACUGCAACAACCCCAAUCACCUCCCCGUCGCAUCCUCCCAAUGGCUCGCCUCCCACACCGACCUCUAAAAAAGGCGCCUCGCCUGCCACUAGCAUCAUAUCAUCUAGGCGAGCGUCGGGCGGCACAUCUCCUGGGACAACGACGACCCCAUCUCCGAAUACGCGCUCCGCUAUGGGAAGGGUGCCCGCCAGGCCUCCGUUUGAUUUGCCCACCAGCUUUCCAAGUAUACCUGGGGUCAAUGCGUGUGCGCCAAUCAGUGAGACAAGCCUUACGCAGCCGAACAAGGUGGUGGUGCAUAAAGUAGAGGAGCCUCCAACUGAGGCAAAAGUCCUUCGUUCGUCGUCCCGACGACGCGGGAAAGCUGUUGCCGUCGCACCGACAGCGGUGGAGGAGGUUGCCGUAGACAAGGAGGUGGAAAAACCCCUAGAUUCAUCGGAGCAACCGAUGGAUCCUUACGAGCCAAACUUUGACGACGACUCGCCUCCCGUUUCUAAACCCACCGCAAACGCUACCUCGCCUCUGAUUAUCAACACGAACCUGCCCACGUCGGCCUCGGAGCAGAUUGGGCCCGCUUCCUCCAUCUCAAGUGUGACGACAGAGGAAGUUGCGUCAACGCUGCCCCAGCAAUCAGCAGGCGAGCGUUCUAAAACGAGCACCAGACGAACCGCCUUGGACACGGUUGAUGAAGUAAUCUCGGAGGUGUGCUCUGGCCACUUUGAUAUGCAAGGGUAUCUCGACAGUUGGCGCCGUCCGCUGUCGGCUGUCGCUUCAACAACUGCACCAGCUCCAGUAACAACUGUCACAGGUCCAGCCGUCUCGACUCCAGUAGCAGCGGUAGCAUCGACGACGACGACCCCGCCUUCUGCGAAGGCACCCGAUGCCUCCAACUCGAAAUCGCCCGCAGCCAACAAUGCCCUCUUCACCGCCAUUAUCAACGCUCUGCAAUCCAUUCCGGGUAGUCAAGUGGUAAUCGGCGGUAAUAAUAACAGCGGUGGGACGGUGCUUCAGCCAAGUGUACCAGUGGCCGCUUCCGUCGCGCCAAACUCCAGUCAGCAACUGACUCAAAAACCCUCGACUGUGGUUGUUGGCUCGAGUCCACCAACUAUUUCCGCGACGACUAUCACCUUCCCCGUGAAUGCCGUAUUUCUGAAGGUGGGUUCUCGUGUUUUAUUUGCUGUCUCUCUCCUCGCCCCACAACGUCGACAUUUUAUUACCUUUUUGGUUUCUUUGCAGAACGUAUUCUCGGCCUCCGGUAACUCGGCGAAAAACGCUUCAGCAACCCCGUCUUCGAUCAAGACAAGCAUGGCCAAUUCGCUGCCUGCAACGAUGACUACUGCUUCCCCUUUGACCCAGCAGCAACUUCAUCAACAACAUGUCUCCUCAGUUGUGAUGUCUAGGCCGCAGUCGUCAACGUCGGAGAGUGCUAAAGAUACCCCUCACCCUUGUCGUAUGCGACGCGGAAGUGAUAAUGGCCCGGGUGCUUCAACACAGCCAGCCUACGUCGAUCGCGGCCGCUCCCGCUCCAAUUCAGGGCUCCUUGACGAUGUUGCGGUGUCUACCACCUCGGGAACACCGAUUCCGCAACAGCGGUCCAUUUUUAACCCCCGGUGUUUCACAAGUCCACCACGGUUCCCCCCAUUAUCUCCUCCACGCCAUGUUCCACCGCCGCCACCGCCACCGCAUCCUCCAACACCCUGGUCACUCGGGCCCUUUCAUUCCUACCAGCGUCCAACUCGGCAGGAAGCCCCUAUGUCACCUUUCACGCCAAUUCUCGAGAAACUCUCUCGUUUGAUCGAGCCCGAAUUGGUUCUGCCGUUGAUCCAGGCUGUGGCUAUGCAAUUGGGCCAAGACGGUCUGAGCCAGCUCUCAGAAGCUGACUUGAUUGCUUCCAUGAUGAAACUCUUUCACCACAUCACAACCAGCGGCGCUGGAGGAGGCGGAGGAGGAGAAGCCUUCACGGGGGUCUCACUCCCACCAGCCACCACAAACUCCGCUCUCUCUGCCAACUCGACACCCAGUCCGUCGCAUGCCGCCGUUUCUGUGGCCUUCGGCUCGAACUCAGACCACCCCUCGCCGGGGAUGUUCACGUCGCCAACGGUUAAUCGAGGAGACCAGCCUAGUGGAGGGCAGUACCUCCAUUCACGGGCGCCAAGCUCAUCCUCUCCCUCUACCACGCGGACUGGCAGCUUCGACCAGGCCUACCCGCUUGUUUGGCAAGGUCGGCUCUCGCUGAAGAACGCCGAGGUGAGCGUGGCCCUGCACUUUGUCCGUGGCAACGCCGAACUCCUGCGCUCCUGCAUCACCCUGCUGGCUGUGGGCGGCGGCGGAACACCACAGCAGGCGCUGGUGACGUCUGGCGGGCCCCUGCGGAUAGUUCAACGCAUGCGGCUGGAGGCCUCCCAACUGGACGCCGUGCAGCGGAAGAUGACCCAAGAGGGCGCCUCGUGUGCCUGUGUGGCCUUCGCCUCGGGCUCGAAUCGGGCCGACCUCGCGCAGCAGAAUGUCGCGCUCUCCGAAGGCUUCAUCCGCUACAUGCUGGAGAAGGGAGCGGCGGGGAUAAUCAACGUCGGCCAUCCGGAGGUCUCUCAGCCCGUGAAUAAUCACCCUCCGCUGUGUGUGGGUUCUGGCAGCGGCCACACCUUCCUUUCCUUCGACAAUUGGCCUAUUCUCCUGCCUUGUCGAAUCAUUGUCCCAAUCCAGUCAAUUCUUCCAACGCAGUCGAGCCUAGCGACCACGUUGGGGCUCGAGCCCACACCUCAGCUCGGUCCUUUCGCCUCCUGGUGCGUGUCUCACGGAGGUCAACUCUUUGCCUGCUGCGUGGGGGAUUCGGUUUGCCCCCACGACUACACCCCUCUCCCUCCCCCCCCCGCCGCCGCCUCCACGAGCAACAACCCGCGUCCCGUAAAUGGGCCUGAACUUUGCGCUGUAGGUCACGCCACCGCCAGCGCGGUUGCUACGUUGAAGCUGCGCGUGGGCGAAUUGCCCGUACAAACGAGAGCGCUGCGGUGGGACCUUGGUCGUUCAAAUCCCAACUUCGUCGUGGAAUGCCUUUCGAGCAUUCGAGCCGCCGCUCGUGAUCGUCACGCCUCGACCGGCGGUGUGUCCUCAAAUCCCCCCUUCCCUCCCCCCACCCGCGCUUCAGACGCUUUAAUGGCGCAGCGUCAUGAGUCAUCAAACGAUGCCUCUCACCUCGUUCCAUCGUCUCGCUUCGAUUGUGUGCGCCACCACGGCGACUGUGGGGAAUCGAGAUUGAUAUCCCGUUGGGUGCACGAAAGUGCUAUCGCCAAGGUCCCAGAGGGUUGUACCGGUGUGCCGUGGAGCUAUUUCCAGCCCGCUUACUGGACGCGCCUCGCCUCGUGCUGCGUAUCCGAUGCGAACUCGCACCUGUCGCUUGAAGCCGUGUUUUACUCGGUUUUUCUCCGAACCUACACACUUUCUACGUACUUCCUUGCUGUUUACAGCUUCGCCUCGGUUGCCAGGACUGAACUGCGCGACACAAACAAACAAAGUAUUUUAGUUGAUUUAAACAAACUCAAGGGUCUCUACGUGGUGCACAUAUUCCCACCCUGUGAGUUUUCCCACGCGCAACUCCGAUUGGCUGCUCCGGAUCUGCACCAGGGCAUCCUCCAGACCCAGUUGCCGCACCUCCUAAUCGUCAUCACCACCGUCUGA
Messenger RNA from Mesocestoides corti, 7905 nucleotides. Lineage: Eukaryota; Metazoa; Platyhelminthes; Cestoda; Cyclophyllidea; Mesocestoididae. The record is from the annotation of a GenBank genome assembly.